AUGGCUAGGCUUGAGACUGAACCAGUUCUAGACUCAAUUGAUAUCGAGAGAAGACCAACCUUUGGAUCUGCCAACACUGUUACACCAAACACCAAUACUCAAGAUGCACCAGGUGUUACAGCCGAUCAUUCGGAUCCACCCAGUCAAGAGAGUCGAUCAUCCAAGUACUUCGGAAAAGAGGGCAGUCUUCGUCCCUUUCGGCUGCUAAAGGAGGAUGUCAUCAACCUCAAAGGCCGGUACCUAUCAGACUGGCAAGUCUUUAACCAGCAGGUAGUUGCGAGUGCCGUCUACAUCUUCUUCACCAACCUUUUACCCGGCAUCACCUUUGCAAGUGACUUGUAUACCUUGACUGGAAAGUCGUGGGGCACUAUCGAGGUUGUCUUCAGCACUGGUCUUUGCGGUCUUAUAUUCUCUCUUUUCUCAGGUCAACCUCUCACGAUUCUUGGUGUGACGGGUCCUUUUUCAGUCCUGGCCGAGAACGUUUACGAACUAUGCGACAAGCACUUCCAUGUCGAAUUUCUGCCUGUUAUGGCGUGGACUCUCAUCCAUGCUGGCUGGAUGCACUAUCUCCUUGCCAUCUUCAAUGCCCAUGACUGGACAAUGCAAUAUGUCACUCAUUUCAGCGCCGACAUCUUUUCUCUGCUCAACAGUGUCAUCUACUUCCACAAGGCCGCCAUGGAACUGAAGCGUACUCAUGCCCGAGUCUCACUCGCUGCCUUCCUCUAUGCCGUCCUAGGCGCCAUAGGGACUUGUCUUCUAGCCAUUUUGUUGUCUACUGCAAACUCAUGGAAGCCCGUGUUCCAUCGUUACGUUCGGCUUGGUCUUACAGAGUAUGCGGCUGCCAUUUCCAUCAUCUUCUGGAUUGGGAUCCCAUACAUUGGAGAACUAGCCUCGCUGGACCAUAUUAGACUCGAGGUGCAGACUAGCUUUCGGCCUACAAACCCUGACAGAACUACCUUUUUUGUUCGGUUCUGGGAGGCGCCUAUCGAAUGGGUGUUCCUGUCCAUCAUUCCAGGCGCCAUCGUUACAGUCUUGUUCUACUUCGAUCAUGAAAUCAGUAGCAUUAUCUGCACUGUAGAGCGAUACGGGACCAAGAAGCCAGGCGGCUAUGCUUGGGAUGUGGCUCUUCUGGGAACAACUACGAUAAUAUGUGGUAUUCUCGGCAUCCCCCCGGCCAAUGGUCUCCUCCCCCAAGCGCCGCUUCACUCAGAAUCGCUGAUGCACUAUGUCCUGGAGAGUCCUCCUGCGGAAGAGGGUGAGCAACCAGAGGCGCCCCGUCAUGUCGCAAGGACCUAUGAGCAGAGAUACUCGCACUUCAUUCAGGCUACUCUAAUUCUCGUUUUUGUGUCACCUCCCCUGCAGAAGCUGCUGGGCCUCACGCAGACCUCCGUGCUUGCCGGGCUCUUUCUUUUCAUGGGCUACCAGUCCUUGUCCGUCAACCCUAUCCUGGAACGGAUCGUCAAUCUCCUCACUGCACCAUCUGAUCUUCCUGAACUUCCCACUGGUGUUAGCUGGCUCGGAAUUCACAUGUACACCAUCACUCAAAUCAUCAUGACCAGUGUCGUCUUCGGUGUGACCCUGACGGUUGCAGCUCCUGCAUUUCCAUUGAUUAUCAUUGCCUUGGUCCCUAUCCGAUUAUCGGUCAUGAACCGGAUUUGGAGUCGUGAGACAUUACGAAGAGUAGAUGGGUGGGCAUGCCGGGAGGGGAAACCAGAGGAUGAUCCGAUUCCAGUACAGACAAUUGGACACGAAGAGAAGUCCGAUGUCUGA
Messenger RNA from Fusarium graminearum PH-1, 1770 nucleotides. RefSeq lists its product as uncharacterized. Gene Ontology annotation, cellular component: fungal-type vacuole; plasma membrane. The transcript is spliced from 3 exons. The record is from RefSeq and is a predicted model, not a curated record. Lineage: Eukaryota; Fungi; Ascomycota; Sordariomycetes; Hypocreales; Nectriaceae. Gene Ontology annotation, molecular function: solute:inorganic anion antiporter activity; borate efflux transmembrane transporter activity. Gene Ontology annotation, biological process: monoatomic ion homeostasis; monoatomic anion transport; borate transport. Bases 1 to 1770 code for a protein of 589 amino acids.